Messenger RNA from Seriola aureovittata, 11181 nucleotides. It is a transcript of the gene wizb, whose product is annotated as WIZ zinc finger b. Gene Ontology annotation, molecular function: RNA polymerase II cis-regulatory region sequence-specific DNA binding; DNA-binding transcription factor activity, RNA polymerase II-specific. Gene Ontology annotation, cellular component: nucleus. Bases 2264 to 8566 code for a protein of 2100 amino acids. Gene Ontology annotation, biological process: regulation of transcription by RNA polymerase II. Lineage: Eukaryota; Metazoa; Chordata; Actinopteri; Carangiformes; Carangidae. The record is from RefSeq and is a predicted model, not a curated record. The transcript is spliced from 17 exons.
UUCUGCUACAUUAUAUUUAUUCUUUAUACUAGAUUCAGAUUAAUAAUACAAAAUAUAAUCAACAAAUAGAUUAUGAUAUAUUAUUAGAGGAUAAAAUAAGACUGUAUUGAUCCCUGGGGGGGAAUCCAGAAGCUGCCCAGCAGUGCAUAAAGAAUUUAAAUUAGACGCAACUUUACCAGCUGCAACAUUUAAGUCCUGUAUACAUUAAUACAUCAAUAAUUAAAAUCCAAUAAUAUGAUACACACUGGCUUCAGGAAAUACUCAGACCCCUUCAUUUUUUGCACAUUAUAUCAUGUUUUACAUUUAAUUUUAAAGGGAUAAAUUUGCCAUUUUCAGUCUACACUCCUGAAAGUGAAAACAUGUUUUUAGAAUUUUUUCUUUUUCAAAUUUAUUAAAAAUCAAAAACUCUUUCAGAAAUCUUUCAUUUACAGAAGUAUUCAGACCCUUUGCUGUGGCUCCAGGUGCUUCCUGUUUGCUUUAAUUAUCUUUGACUGGACUCCACCUGUGGCGAAGUGAAUUGAUCGGACAUGGUUCAGAAACACACACCUGUGUUUGUAAGGUCCCACAAUGCAACCUGCGUGUCAGGACAAAAAACAAAACAUGAGGUACAUUGAAUUCUCUGUGAUAAAAUAGUUGUCGAGGGCAAAGUUAUGAAACUGUAUCUAAAGCUUUGAGUGCUCCCACGAUCACCGCCACCUGGGCAACCGCCAGUUUCACAGAGAUACUUCAGACCAGUCUAAUGUAAGUCAGACCGCUUCACAAAUAUAAAGACUGACUCAUUUUAAAACAAAUAAAUUAGACACCUUACCCCCAGGCUAACUCAGGGCCUGCGACCACUGUUACCUUGGUAACAUGGUAACCUUUGCACCCAACAACAAAAAGCAGGAAAACAUGGCUCAUAAUUAGUGGUUUGCUGACAUUGUUAUGGAGAGAGCAAAGAGAAGGGACCAAAAUCAUUUUUUUUCUUUUUAAUGUUUCACUCUUCGCUGAAUUUCCCAAGUAAAACGUCCUUGUUAUUGUUGAAUUCCUCCAAAAGACAGUUUACCCAGAAUUCAUUGUACCAUAAAUCCGCCCUAAGGUAGUCAAGAACUAAACUGCUUUGUGCAACAGAUGAAUUUAAAUGUCUGACUAUUUGUUAUAUCUAAGACAAAGUCAAAGCAUGUCUUUGUGAACCCGGCCCUGACUCUUCCUAGAGUUGGCCCUCUGGUCACACUGAGUAUGAAGGAACUUCAUACAGUCAGAGACCUGAAAAACAGGAGUUCACAGACUCUUCUGAUCCAAUCUGACUGAUUGAAUCUGUCUGCAAAGCUUGUAGAGAUUUACCCAAGAAGCCUCUUCUACAAAGUGCUGAAUUAAAGGUCUGAAUAUUUUAGUAAUUCUAGUUUUAAUGGCCUUAACGAAACAAACGUGUUGUCCCAUCUGUGACCAGUGGGGGGCGCCAGACGACCAUGUAAUAAUCAGUAGUAAGGCGAUUAUUGAUUUUCGGCAUUUAGGGAAUUUUGUGAGACAAACAAAUUGACAAACUCAAUACACCUGUAAUUAAAACCACGCUGAGAGGUAAGUCUGUAAUAUGUUUUGUACACAUGUCAUUUACCACUGCAGUUAAUAUGUAGGAUAAACAGAUGCUACCAACUGAAUCUAAAAAGGCACAAAUGACAGUUAAUGUUUUACCUGUGUGGAUAAAAUUAUCUGCGGUAUUAAUAAACAUUAUCGGUGCGACACGUGAUCAGUGUUUAAUAUCGUAUUUUUUCAGAGUGUCAUUGACGUAUCCGUCAGAACAAAAAAGCUUUUCGCAUUGAUAAACAUUUCAUUAUAGAAAUAAAGGAAAUAAACAAGGCUCUCAUAAAAGUUCAACUUAAUAAACUUAGCCCCGCUGGGUUACUCGAAACUCUUCUCGUCACCCUCCCCGUCGACGUUACGUACGCAGCCGUGGCGUGCCUGCAAGCCAAAUAACAUGGAGUCCUCUGCCUGGCAUCUCCAAAGGAUCCAUGCAAAAACCUGAGCAGCGAUUAAAAAGAGCAAGUUUCUCCAUGGGAGCAGUCAACCCCUCGUACGAGCAUCGUCUCGGGGCGUAAAGCUUCAGCUCCGUCCUCAAACUAUGGCGAACGGUGCUUGAAGAACCAGCCCUUCCACUGCGAUCCGCAAAAAAAACCCAGGCCGAUUUCAUGUGUGCUCAUGUGUGAAUGUUUCCAGAGGAAGAGGAGGCUGCACAAUGUAGGCAGACUGGUCAACAGUGGGACUCCAUACUGCUCUCUGGGGGACCAUGGAGCCAGAGGGACCGCUAACCCCAGGGACCAGUUAUGGGCCCCCACCCUUCAACUCAGCACAAACCUUCCUCAGCUGCACCUUACAGUCCUCAUGUUCUCCAAAUGUGAGAGACGGCCUGAUGUCUGCCAAAUGCUCGUGGGGCCACACUGGAGAUGAGGGCUCCUCGCAGACUGAGGGCACUCAGCCCAGUGCGGACCCGGGGAAGAACGCACAGAGGAGAUUCAGGUCCUCAGCCUUUCCUUCCUCCCUAAGCUGGGACUCUGAUUCUGAGAAAGAAACACUAGACGAGGAGGAGCUACAGCACUUUUCUAACCCUCAUGGUCUGGCUGCUCACAGCCCAGGAUCUCCUUCUUCUGGACUCAGACUCGAUAGUGAAGACGACGCAGAAGCCGAAAAGCUGAAUAGUAAAAGGGAUGCAUCUGCCCCCGUGGAGGGGCACAACGACAACAGUGAGAGCACAAAGACAGAAGAGCCAAACACAUCUCAGCUUGGCCCACCAGAGUUAGCAGACAGCAAAGUCUGGAAUGUAUCUGAGGGAGCUGAGCUGUUUCUGUCCAAAGUAAAACUAAAGGAAGGUUGCCAAAUGGAGGAGGAGGCGGAAAACAGCGCGGGAGAUGAGGGAGAGAAAAUGCCCAAGGGAAAGGAAACCAAGGAGUCCGAGAGAGAUGUGUACACCUUCCCUGGAGACUCAGACCCUGAGAGUCCCCCUCCUGCCCCUUGGGCUCAUUGCACAUUCAUUCAGCGGUGCAGGAAGAAGAGGGUGCUGCUCAGGCCUUUCUCUGGACUUGGCACCUUGAAGCGCACAUUGCCCGAGACUGGCCAGCAGGCAGGAGUGAGUCUUCAAAAAUCAAAAACCUCAGAGAUGGCACAGCUGAGUCAAGGUGGAGGGGUUUAUGAUUUUGAGGAAGUCGGCUUUGGAGAGGGAGCGGGGGAAGAGCCGAUAAAGUUCAGAGACAGAGGAGGGAAAAGAGACAAAGAGGAGGAAAGUGGGGCAGAGCCAGUUAAAGACAUUUUCACCUGCGUGGAAUGUAGCAUUUACUUCAAAAAGCAGGUCCACCUGCAGGAGCACAUGGUCGAGCACUGUCAGAGCGGCUCGGGGGGCGGCAGGCGUCUGGGAAAGGGCGGCCGUUUUCGGUGCAUGGAGUGUGGGUGGAGCCUGCCGAAUCGGCUUGCACUGGCAGACCACCACAAAAGGCACCAGGAAUCCCGUCAGAAGAUCCUGGAGGAGAUUGAGAAACUGAAUGAGAACGGGAAGGCAAGAGAGAUUCAGAAACUGGACAGUAAGGCGGUGAAACGUAUAAGCCCAGACCCAGCUGUUAUGCAAGACGCAAGCCCGGUCUCGAUUCCAGGCAAAGUGUCAGACCCAGAAAUAGUCACAUCUCCACCUCUAUCCCCGGCCCCAGUUUCGACAUCAGAAGCAGACCCAGCAUUUGCUAACUCAAACGCAACUCCUCCAAAUUCAGUUCAGUCCCCAGCUCAGGCCCGAGCUGUCUCUGCCUAUCGCCGUCGCUUUUUCUGCACCAAGUGUAACUUCAGCACAAGAACCUCCCAGGCACUGGCGAAUCACUCAAAGACCCACAACAGAAAAAAACCCGCCCUCCCGGCCGAAUCCCCACCUCCAGGUUCGCCAUCAUGUUCAGCAUCCACCUCUCUGGCCUGUGGUCAUUGUGCCUUCCUGACCUCCAGUCAGACCCUCCUGAGGGAACACCAGAAACUUGUUCACCCGGGACAGUUCCCCAUCAGUGAAGCGCAGGCUGAAGAGAGUGGCCAGCAUUCAAAGUCUAAUGUGGGUGCUCGAAUUUCUAAACCCAUCCUUGAUUCCGACCACCUCUCUGGGACUGGAUCCCUGCCCGACGCGGCUCAAGGCAAAAGCCAGGAAGGAGUCACUCCCUCUGAGGACAGCACAACGCCAAACAGCGCCGCGGUUCGGCCCUCGAGCCAAGUCGUCUUCAAGUGUGUCGGCAACAGGAGAUUCAGCAGGAGAGGAAAGGCUUGGACUGAUCUGGCCAAGUUUCAUCCCAGACUGGACAACGACAAGCUGCCCGGGAGUGAAAAUGAAGAAGAAGAAGAAGAGGAGCAGGAGGAAUAUGAGCGCACAGAGCUUGACACUGAACUGUCCCAACAGGAGGCCAACUCACCUGGAGGAGUGAAACGGCACACUAGAGCACGAUCCAACACAGAUGACGGUUCAGCACAGCAGAGUGCUACACUAUCACUCCCGCCUAAGAAGAGUGUGAAGGACGAAGGCAAGCAGGAAGUGGAGAAAGAUGGAAAGGUUUUCUUUUUGAGGAGGAGUGCCCGGGUUACUGCUGCUCCUGCAGAAAUUGACAGUGAUGAUGACGACGACGACAUUGACGAGGAACGUGUGCGACGUUUCCUGUCAGAGGGCAUCUUGGAUGAAGACAAAGACGAGAUUGAUGAGGACACGGAGGCGCUUAAGAGCGUGGAGAGGAAAUGCCCCUACUGCCCCGAUCGAUUUCAUAAUGGCAUCGGGCUUGCCAAUCACGUGAGAGGCCACCUGAACCGAGUGGGCGUCAGCUACAAUGUGCGUCACUUCAUAUCCCCCGAGGAAGUCAAUGCAAUUGAGAAGAAGUUCUCUUAUCAGAAGAAGAAGAAAAAAGUUGCCAACUUUGACCCGGACACAUUCAGCGUGAUGCACUGUGAGUUCUGCAGCGCCGGAUUCGACACCCGGGCCGGCCUGUCCAGCCACGCCCGGGCCCACCUCCGCGACUUUGGCAUCACCAACUGGGAUGUUACCAUCUCGCCCAUCCACAUCCUGAGGGAGUUAUUCUCCAGCAGGCCGGACCUUGUUAUCCCCACCGCUCCCCCUCGGAGCCUCAGCUCACCACAGGAGGAGGAGGGUGAGGAGGAAGAGGAGGAGGAGGAGGAUGAUGAGGGGGAGGAGGGGGAAGGCGAGGGAAUCACUCAGGUAAAGCUGGAGGGGGAGACAAGUGAACGGACGCUGAGUGCUGCCGUCUGUGAUGCGCUGCCUUCAGCAUCUCCUCAACACUGGAAGGAGGAGGAGGAGGACGGUGGAGAAGAGUGUGAGGGGGAUGAGGAGGAAGCAGCUGACGAAGAGGAUGAGGAGGAGCUGCAGCUUCCAGCUCUGGACAGUCUGAGCUCAAGCCCCAGGAAAACAGGGCUGUGCAGCGCGGACACGGACAGCCUCUCUCCCAGGGAGGAUGCAGACACCAAGGUCCACAACUUAAAGUGCGAGGUGUGUGGAGCUCAGUUUGAGACCAGACGGGGGCUCUCCAGCCACGCCCGCUCUCACUUGCGCCAGCUGGGCAUCAGCGUCUCGGAGAGCAGCGGGGCGCCCAUCGACCUCCUCUACCAAAUUGCCAAGGAGCGCAACAUAGACAGCCAAAUAAGCUCAUCUCUUCUGGAGCCCCUUUCAGCCAAGAACUCCUCCCCUCCUGCUCCUCAGAAAGAUGAGGAUUUAGAAGACAUGGACUCAGACGAGAAACCGAUCCCUCUCUCCAUCCUUGCCAAAGCGGCGAAAGCGGUGGCACCCUCUUCCUCCUCCACACCCACACCUUCUCCUGGUGCCUCUCCAGCGCCGCCUCAUUCUGGCUCCCCUUCCUCAGUAGUGAGGAAAGCCCCCAUUUCCUCUCUGCUGCCAGUGUCUUCCCCGUUGCGGUCCCCGGAGCACAAGGCCGGGGGAAUGAAAAGCUUAACCUCUAACCUCUCUGCCCCGGUCACCCUCACAGCAGCCAAACCCCUCUGGGCGCCACAGGAAAACGAUGCUCCUCUCAACCUCACGCUGGAGGUGGACCCCACCAAGGACAUUGUUUGUCAGCUGUGUGGCGCCUGGUUUGAGACGCGGAAAGGCUUGUCCAGCCACGCUCGAGCCCACCUGCGGCACUUUGGGGUGGAGUACUCUGAAUCCAAGGGCUCUCCCAUCGACCUCCUGAACCAGCUCAUCGACACCGACGACUUCAAGCACAAAGCCAGCGCGCUGCAGCUUGACGGCCACGCCGAACCGCGGGGCCUCGCCACCACGCUCUCCUCCCCGAAGCAGUCCCUGCUGAGCCUCUCCUCCUCUUCCCCUUCAUCCCUCCUCUACAAGGUGACCACAGCUGGAGGUGGGUCGACGUCCAAAGCUACCUCUUCCUCGUCUCUACUUGGCCCGCCUGCCAAGCGUCUCAAGUCCUCCUCCAUGCAGGUCUUCCGGCUGAGUAGUGGGGAGCUCAUGGCCCUUCCUCACAGUGAACCUCCAAAGGAAAUAGGCUGUGAGUUCUGCGGGGAAUAUUUUGAGAAUCGCAAAGGGCUCUCCAGCCAUGCCCGCUCCCACCUGCGCCAGAUGGGCAUCACCGAAUGGUCUGUCAAUGGCUCUCCGAUCGACACCCUGAGGGAGAUCAUCACAAGACGGGGCCUGCCCUGCGCCCUUCCUCUAAAACCUCUCAAGACUCCGCCUCCGUCCUCUCCAGGACCUCCUCGUUCCCCUCUGUCAACCUCCUCCUCUCCUUCAGCCACCCUCCUCAGUCGCCUACCCUUCGCCUUCGCACGCCCCUCCAGCCCUCCUCAGCCCGCCGUAUCUAAAUCGAGCUCGGCUCAACCGACGUCCUCCAGCGGGUUAAUCCUCAAGCUGAAGCCUGAGCCGGUGCAGCUGGAGGUCACCACGCCCGGGGCAGUGGGGAGAUCCGGCGGCCUCUCUACUGAACCUCUCGGCUGUAGCUGGAGCAGCUCUGACAAUGUGUUCCCCCUCAACCUGGCCAUGGCCCAUGAAGUGGAGCCAACGAGGGAUAUCCGCUGUGAGUUCUGCGGGGAAUAUUUCGAGAACCGUAAAGGCCUCUCCAGCCACGCCCGCUCCCACCUGCGCCAGAUGGGCAUCACAGAGUGGUCCGUCAACGGCUCGCCCAUCGACACCCUGAGGGAGGUCAUGCACAAGAGAGGGGUGGGCGCCUCCUCUCACUCGGACCAGGGAGUGAAGAAGGAGUCGAGCCAGGGAGCCAACAGUCCCCGAUGGGAGAACGCGGCGGGCGCCGGCGCUUCGGAGGGUUUGGGCGUCUCAGGCUACCAGUCGUCCAAAUUCCGUAAAUCCCCUCUCGGUUUGCUGCAGUCAGGGUCGAGGCUCCAUAAGCAGGGCCUGGGGUCCCUGGGCCCGUCUGCUACCCAACCUGCAGGGAAGCUUUUCAGGAUGUCCCCACUGGGGAAAAGGCCUCUGUCGGAGGAGGCCCAGUCCGUGGAGACUUCCCACUCACCACCACAUCAGCUUAAGACUUUCUCGCCUCUGCCACAUGAUUUCUCCUACAAGAGGAAAACCUCCCCAGACAAGCACGGACACCAGGAUCCCAGCUGCGAGCUGUGUGGGUUCUACUUUGAGAACCGUAAGGCUCUGGCCAGCCACGCUCGAGCCCACCUGAGGCAGUUUGGUGUGACUGAGUGGUGUGUAAAUGGAUCCCCUAUCGAGACGCUUAGCGCUUGGAUGCGGAGCAGGCCGCAGAAGGUGUUGGAGAUGCACCGCAGCUACAUGCAGGGGAGCCGCUCCACCCUCAAGAAGAAGGCCUCUUCCUCCUCCUCCUCCUCGUCCACCUCCCAGUGGUCUUCCUCUCUGGCCGUAAGCCUGGUGCGACCACCGAGCCGCGAGGUCAGCCAGGGCUCUUCCAAGACCACAGAGGGUGAAGCCGGUACCAACCCGCAGGCCGCUGCCAUCAGGCCCAGCCGCAGCAGUCCCAGCCCCUCCCGGCUCGCCGGCGGCCUCCCGCUUCAAGCACAGGUGGCGCGUAGUGAGCUGAAUGUCCGCCUGCCCAGAGGUUUUGAGCGUCGGCCCUUGAAGCAUCCAUCUUGUCCCGAUGGAACAGAAAGAGACAGCGGCCCUCCUAAGCCCCCCCGCACAGGCACCGUGCCCGCCCUGGUGCCCAAACCACCCUCCUACCCGCUGGUCAAACUGGUGGGCAAACUCUACACCCUGAAGUGCCGGUUCUGCGAGGUGGAGUUUCAUGGUCCGCUGUCGGUGCAGGAGGACUGGAUCAGACAUCUCCAGCAGCACAUCCUUAAGAUGAACUACAACAAGCCUGCUGCUCCCAAAGCAGCUUCCACCGAACCCCCUGCCCCGGCUGAUGACCCGGCCCCGGUCCAGGCCUCUGCCCCAGCCUCCACUUCUACCUCCAGUUCCACCUCGACCACACCUGCCCUCACCUCCACCCCGACCCGCACCACAGCUUCUAACAGCCGCUCCCCGACACCUCUGGCCGAGUGCGCUCCCGCCGUCACUGCCACAGAGAUAGUAAAGGUCUCAGAGGAGCAGCCCACCCUAACUGCUACUCCUAUCCCCCUCCCUACGCAGAUGGUGUAAGCUUAAAAUCAUCGCUCGCUGUCAUUUGACCCCGUCUUGUUUUCUCCUGCCUUUCUUUUCGUCCAUCUAUUUCUUUCCUUUGGCCUUCACAAAGUGUUGUUGUGGAGGAGUGUUUCCCCUCCAAAGAGUCCUCUGAGCCCCAAGCACCUUUGAAGCAGCUUUCUAGACUGUUACUAAGUCCCGUUACCAUGGGAACGAAGCUCUCCUGGCUUAUCUGCGCACUGGGGAUUGUGGGAACUGUCCAAGGUUAUGAGGAGAGAUGAACCAAUGUUUUGUGUUUUGACUUGUUUAUACUGAAUGUCCAGGCGUUGAUUUGGACCGGUGCUGUACCUCUCCUCACAUUCACUGGGCGAUUUAGGGGUUAAUGUAGUUUUUUAUCAAACUUCAGCCCCGUGUCUAGUACAGCCCCCCCCCCCCCCCCCCCAAACCUUUCCCCUUAUGAACCGUGCGAUACUAAGACCUGUGAGACUUUGGCCAUUGGCCUCAGGCUCUCACAUACAGGUCCUGACUGAGAUUAAAUGACAUGUAUAAUCAUGCUAGUCUUGUGGUUGAGACUUUAAACAGAUGGUAACACUUAGUGUUAAAAAAAAAAAAGGCACUUUUAAUAUUGACAUUGUCACUCUGCUAACCUUAACCCCAAACGCCCAUUGAAAUGGGUGAAAUUUGACUACUUCUGAUUGGUUAAAGGAGCAAGAAGUGGAAGUUUUUACCCCAAAAGGGAAGACCCCCCCCCUCCCAGUUAACUUUGUAAUGUAAUACUUUCCCCCAAAUAUACAUUUUGCUUGAAUGUAGCUUAAAGCACCUAUUGAUACCUUAUAUGCACACAUUCAAACACAAUCAAACGUACGCCCCAUGUUACUAAACCUUCUGAAGUUUGAACCUUCAUGAUGUUGCUACUCCACAGUUUGCUGUUUUCAGCAGAUGCUGUUGUGUCGGAGGCGCAGUUGCCUUUUUUUUUCCCCAGACGUGAGAAGUGGAGCCAUAGAAAAUGUUCAAGGUUACACAUUUCAACUUUUUCCAUUCACAGUGAUGCCAUUUCCUUCCUGCCUUUUUCAAUGUAACCCAAAUUAUUAUUUAUUUAUUCUUAUGCAUCUGAAUGUGGUAAGCUAGGUCAUUUUAAAGCUGAAGUAGAUCUUUGGAAUGUUUGAAAAUAGGUCAGCGGUGCACUUUUACUCUUGUGCACAAUGUGAGUGUUUGUAUGUUUGUGUACAUGCAUAGCAAAUGUGCAUUUGUUUCCCAUUUUAAAGAGAAAGACAGAAGUAAAACUGCUUGAUGGGAAGACGCCUCCUUAGUUCAAAGUGAACUAAAUUUUGGAGCAUGUCCGUAUCUAGUCUGAUCAGGACUUAUAUGCAUCCAUCAUCGUGUUAGGAUGUGCCAAAGAGUCUGUUUACUUCCUUGUCUUGCCUCUGUAACAGCUGUUUACAUUGGACAUGAUGGUGGAGGAAACUCUGCACAGCUAUCGAGUUCCCCAAGGCUCCACCCUGAACAAUGGACUGAAACCAGCGGCGAUCUGCAUCCACUACAGGCACCGCCGAGGUCACCCGGUUUGAAAGACUCGUGGCUACUGGAGCAGCUUCAUGGGAGUCGCGUUGUUACUGUAGGGUUAGAUUAUUCCAAUUAAAACAUGAACACAAAGCAAACUUGAUUUCAAGCAGGGCUCUCGAGAACUGUCAGCCCUCAGUCCAGAAACAGAAACGCACCUGACCUCGGUGCACCUGAGGCUGAAGUCUGUUUCUUUCUACAUUGCUUCAGAGUAUGUUCAUAUCAACCUAGAAACUGAAGCAAGAACUAAAGGGUCCAUGUAGGCUGAUGACCUUUUAAAAGUUUGUUCCAGUGUUUGAAACAUGACUGUUCAAUCCAAACGAUACCCCAACCCUUUUAUGGAGUAUAGAUACAUACUAUAUAACUACAUGUACUUAAGAAACUGUUGAUGCUAGUAGAGCUAUCAGCAGUUCUAAUAGCAAGGUAGUUAAAAAAAAAUAAGUGAUCUUAAUUCCUCUAGUGUGAUUUGAUUUCAACCUUUGAUGCUAUGUAUUUUUUAUUGCUCUGUGCAUUUCUGUAUUUGCAGUCCUGCAAGGUGAAUCUUAGAGUAUUUUUUAUUUUUAUCUGUUAGUUUCUCCAAGCUGAAACUUUUGGUGCUGGUGAGAAUGUUGCAGGCGAGAUGGCGAGUGACUGAACGUGAGGAAAACAUUUUAAUGUGAUUGUCACGUCCUGGUAUCAAAGGACUCCAAUAAGCAGGCCUUAAAGGGGGCCACUUUGCACAGUGAGAUGUGAUCCUCUCUCUGCAUUCACAGGGUAGCAGACGCUGUGGCCUCUCACAGGUCUCCGGCUGCGUUACUGUGUGAGAUGUGAAUUACGAGGCUGGUGCAUUAGAGUUCCCUUUUAAGAUUACCUGAUUAAGCCUCAGCUGGUGUAACUGGCUGUUUUAGUGUGUGUGUGAGUGUGUGUGUGAAUGUGUGUGUGAGUGAGUGCGUGAGUGUGUGAGAAGACAGUGAGACGACAAUGAUGAUUAAGAAGAAAAAGAUGCAGUUGAGGAAAGAACUGUACUGUACACAGAGGGUUAAGUUUUAAGUGAAUCGACUCCAGAACAAACAAUAAAUGUGAUUUCAAUUUCA